This is a messenger RNA of Gracilinanus agilis (Agile Gracile Mouse Opossum), 1737 nucleotides long. It is a transcript of the gene TTLL2, whose product is annotated as tubulin tyrosine ligase like 2. Gene Ontology annotation, molecular function: tubulin binding; tubulin-glutamic acid ligase activity. Gene Ontology annotation, biological process: protein polyglutamylation; microtubule cytoskeleton organization. Gene Ontology annotation, cellular component: cilium. The record is from RefSeq and is a predicted model, not a curated record. NCBI's taxonomy places the organism in Eukaryota, Metazoa, Chordata, Mammalia, Didelphimorphia, Didelphidae. The coding region runs from base 10 to 1737 and encodes 575 amino acids. The transcript has a single exon.
AAUCCUGUGAUGACUGAAGAUGAAAAUUCAGGGGUUAAGCUAAAGCCAUUGGUCUUUCGUGCAGAUGAUACUACUCCUGAAAUAGUAAAAAAUGUUCUACUAGAACGUGGUUGGAAAAAAUUUAAUGAAAAUGUUCAGGAUGUAGGAGACUGGAACCUGUAUUGGCGGACCUCAUCUUUCCGUAUGAUUGACUAUAAAAAUGUUAAGCCAUGGCAACGGCUUAAUCAUCACCCAGGAACCACCACACUUACCAGAAAGGACUACUUGGCAAGACAUUUAAAGCACAUGAAAGGGAUUUAUGGAGCAUCUCUUUAUGCAUUCUGUCCACUGACUUUUAUCAUGCCCAAUGAGUAUAUUAAAUUUGUAGCUGAAUAUUCUAGAGAGAAAGAGGCUCUUGGUAGAAAGCCAAGCUACUGGAUAUGCAAGCCAGCAGAACUGUCUCGUGGGAGGGGCAUAAUAAUUUUCAGUGACCUUAAAGAUUUGAUCUUUGAUUGUACAACGGUUAUACAGAAAUAUAUUACCAACCCUUUCCUCGUUGCUAAGUAUAAAUGUGAUCUACGUAUCUAUGUUUGUGUUGCUGGUUUCCGGCCCUUGACCAUUUACAUCUAUCAGGAAGGACUGGCACGAUUUGCUACUGAAGAGUUUGAUCUUACUAACCUGAAGAAUAAUUGUGCCCAUCUGACCAAUAGCAGCAUCAAUAAAGCUGGGGCCUCCUACAAGAAGAAUAAAGUUGGGGUUGGUCGAGGUUGUAAAUGGACCCUGACCAGGUUCUUCUCUUAUCUUCGCAGUAAUGAUGUGGAUGACCUGCUUCUGUGGCAAAGAAUCAAUCAGCUGGUGAUCCUCACAAUGCUCGCCAUUGCCCCAUCUGUUCCUUUUGUUUCCAAUUGCUUUGAGCUCUUUGGAUUUGACAUUUUGAUUGAUGACAAGUUCAAACCUUGGCUUUUAGAAGUGAACUAUAGUCCUGGCUUAUCUUUAGACUGUUCUACUGAUGAGUCAGUGAAGAGAAAGCUUAUCCAUGAUGUCAUUGAAUUAAUGCAUUUCAAUCAGACUCGCCUGAGGAAGACCAAAAAGGAAUCUAGAGAAGCUUCAGGCCACUGGACUGACAUUUUUGGGACUGAAAGUGAUAAAUAUGGAGGUAAUGAAACUUCAAAUCAUUGGUGUAAAUUUUCCUUGGCAGAAGGUAUUAAAGAUAGAGUCCGAGAAACUUCACGUCAUUGGACAAACAUUUCUUUGUUUGGACAAAAAAACAGAGUUCAUGCAUCAUCUAAAUACAGAUCUUAUAAGAAAGACUCUCAUAACUCUUCCAAUAUUAUCUCUUUAUUGGGAUUCACAGGAAGAACAUCUGAUAAUGAUUUUUCUACUUUAGGGAAAGAAGACAAAGAUUCUCAUAAAAAAGAAAUUACUACAAAACUAAGAAAAAAGAAGGCUGCAAGAGAUUCUCUAUCCCAAGACUUUCCAAAAAUAAGAGAUAGAAAGACUACAUUCAAGUCAAUCCAUUUCUUCCAAUCUUCUGAGUCACAUAAGAUCAAGAAAACCACCAACCCAUAUUUCCCAUCUGACAAGGGCAUGAAGCCAUGCUCCCAUGCAGGUGAUUUUGUCCUCAUUUUCCCUUUCAAUGAGGCUACUCUUGCAGCUUCCAGGAAUGGUUUGGAUCUCAAGAAGGUCAUCCACGAACUUCAUAAGCUUGCAAAUAAGCAAGCAACAAUAGAGGAAAUGGAUAAAAUUAAGAAAAUGUGA